Messenger RNA from Phycomyces blakesleeanus NRRL 1555(-), 627 nucleotides. RefSeq lists its product as hypothetical. Bases 1 to 627 code for a protein of 208 amino acids. NCBI's taxonomy places the organism in Eukaryota, Fungi, Mucoromycota, Mucoromycetes, Mucorales, Phycomycetaceae. The transcript is spliced from 3 exons. The record is from RefSeq and is a predicted model, not a curated record.
AUGCAAAAAUGCGAUCAGUGCAAUCUUUUUUCUGCUAAUCCUGAAAACUUGAAAACCCACAAUCAUGAUUAUCACAUAGCCACUGUGAGCGAAAAGGACUUCUCUUGCUCAAUAUGCCUUAAAAACAACAAAACAACACGACCAUUUAUCACCCAUCUCAAAAAACACGGCUUAAAUGUGUCCCUUAUGAAGAAGAGAAAAGUCGUCAAAUUGGAUUCUGCUGAUAAACAUUUUCAUCCGGCUGGCGAGGAAGUAGUAGAAGAGGAAACGACAAGCAAGAAGGUUUUCGCGCAGCUUCCACCGUCGUCAUUAUUAUUGGCGGAACAGCCAACAACAAAGCUAUCCCGCCUCACACAUCGUGAUGUGAUCUUGACAACCACGGACUCUCACACUGCCGAUAAAGCGACCCAAGAGGAUAAGAUUAUGCUGGCCAAGUUGGGCAGGUGGGUCCCCAUUGUAUACAACCACGAUAGUAUGCAGUACGGGAUGUUGACAUCUUCAUCAAUUGCUUCCAUAUUAUUAUCAAAAAACCAAACGACAGGCACAUGGUGCAGCCCCGCCAAUGAUAAUAAUCACUCUUCAAAAGAGGUUACGGAAAUCGAUGCUUCUCACUUAAUCGAUAUUUGA